This is a messenger RNA of Aspergillus fijiensis CBS 313.89, 1618 nucleotides long. RefSeq names its product P-loop containing nucleoside triphosphate hydrolase protein. Gene Ontology annotation, biological process: transmembrane transport. Lineage: Eukaryota; Fungi; Ascomycota; Eurotiomycetes; Eurotiales; Aspergillaceae. Gene Ontology annotation, molecular function: ATP hydrolysis activity; ABC-type transporter activity; ATP binding. The record is from RefSeq and is a predicted model, not a curated record. The coding region runs from base 1 to 1335 and encodes 444 amino acids. Gene Ontology annotation, cellular component: membrane. The transcript is spliced from 3 exons.
AUGCAUUACCUCCUGGAUCUAUGCGGUCAGGCUUGGGUCGAUGAUAUACGCAAGAUGGGCUUCGCUCGAACCCUCGACCAGCCCCGCAAAUGGUUUGACGAAGAAGGGAACAGACCCUCCCAGCUAACAACAUGCCUGAACCAAAACGGCGAGGAGAUGCGCAACUUGGUUGGCCGUUUUGGUGGAUAUCUCCUCGUGGCUGCCACCGUUGCUCUGACUGCGAUUAUCUGGAGCAUGGCCCUCUGCUGGAAGUUGACUCUUGUUGUUCUCGCUUGCGGCCCCGUCAUUUACGCUAUCACUAGAGGCUUCGAGAGAACGACUGGAUUAUGGGAGAGACGAUCUUCUGGAGCUAGAACCACGACAUCGGAGGUCUUCAUCGAGACCGUGUUUUCCAUGCUCCUAUUCGGCAUUGGAUAUGCAAGCGUGGUUCUUUCAUGGAUCCCUCAAAUUGGCACGUCACAGGAGAUGGCUAAUCAGCUCUUGCGCCUCGCGGAUCUCCCCAAAGGUAGCUCGCACGAGCAUAAGGGAACCCUCAAGGUCCGCCAAGUCGCACCAGUCAAGAUCACGGGGCUCAGCUUUCGGUAUCCAACCCGGUCCAACGCACUGGUGCUGAAAGACGUCUCCAUCACCAUUCCGAGAAGCUCAUGUACAGCGAUUGUUGGGCGUUCCGGGUCGGGGAAGUCCACAAUAACAUCGCUGCUUCUCAAUUUAUACGAGAGUCCGAAGUCAGCCCAAGGGUGGCCCACAAUUGCUUUAGGGGGCGUUGACAUUCAUCACGUGCACACUCCAACGCUUCGAUCUCUCAUCUCGAUUGUGUCGCAGCAGCCCUCUAUCUUCCCGGGGACGAUCCAGGAGAACAUAACUUACGGCCUUGAAGACUCGUCCCCACUCCACCAGAUUUACCAUGUACGCGCUGCCGCACAGGCAGCUGGGAUUGAUGAGUUCAUUUCAUCUCUGGCCCAAGGCUAUCUCACAGUUAUCGGUGACGGUGGCGUGGGUUUGUCGGGAGGACAAGCUCAGCGGCUUGUCAUCGCACGAGCCCUCAUUCGAAAGCCCCAGAUACUUAUCUUGGACGAGGCCACAUCCAGCCUUGAUCCCACUAAUGCUAAGAUCGUUCGCCAAACGGUGCAGCAGCUAGUCGCCGGACAACUUGGACUUACUGUGCUCAUCGUCACGCACGCAAGAGAAAUGAUGGAGAUUGCGGACAAGAUCGUCGUGCUUGAACAAGGUCGUGUGGUUGAGGACGGGCCAUUCGAAGAGCUGGCGCGCCGGAAUGGCGGGAAACUGAAGGCUUUGAUAGAGGACCCCUGCGAGGACGAUGAGACCAAUGCAUAAAACAGAGGUAAUGUUGUGCAAUAAAGGCUGCAUCGCUGGACGUGAGGCACCUGCGACGAAGAAGGAAGCGCUCAAUCGUCGAUUCUGUCUUUCCCGGAGGCUUUCGCUUUGACCGGCAUGAAAAGUCACCAAGCUAUCAUGUACAUACUUGUCGCUUCUUCAAUUCUCUUUGUUUCCAAAUAAGAUCUUGCUUGAUCCAAAGGAGGUAUAAAUCUGUAGCCAGACCAAGACCUCUAGAGGGCUGGGGUGGCCGGUAAGACUGGGUUGACGUUGUCGACACCUA